AUGAAGAGCAAGAGAGGCCGUCGAAGGGUGGGAUUGAAGUUUGUGAAGGACAGGAGACGAUUGCUUGCAUUAACAAAGCGUCGAGAUGAAAUCUUUAAGGAAGCAAGUGAACUGUGUACCCUUGUUGGUGUUAGCAUUGUGGUGUUGAUAACUUCCUUGUGUGGUAAAACCUAUUGUUUUGCUCAUCCUAACGUUGAGUCUGUUGAAAGUCAAUUUUUGUACCACACCCUAUUGCAGCCAGGAUUUCUGGAGCCAGAUCGAGAUGUUCAUAUCAGGGAGCUUAACAAACAACUUGACGAUGUGCGUGACCAACUGGAGGCUGAGGAGAAGCGUGCGAAAGUUUUGAAGGAWAUGCGAAAGAAAAGACUCAAGAAGGUUUGGGAGGAACCAUUGCCAAAACUUAYCCAUGCCGAAGCUCUAAAGGUGAAGGAACGGUUGCAUCAAUUGCAGGAUUCGAUUUUUAAUAUGUUUAAUCAGAAAUUUAUACGUGAUGUUGUUGGAACUGCAGUUGACAAUAUAUGA
Molecule: messenger RNA, 522 nt
Organism: Cynara cardunculus var. scolymus (artichoke)
Lineage: Eukaryota; Viridiplantae; Streptophyta; Magnoliopsida; Asterales; Asteraceae
Product: agamous-like MADS-box protein AGL62
Exons: 1
Coding region: 1-522 (173 amino acids)
Biological process (GO): regulation of transcription by RNA polymerase II
Molecular function (GO): RNA polymerase II cis-regulatory region sequence-specific DNA binding; protein dimerization activity; DNA-binding transcription factor activity, RNA polymerase II-specific
Source: RefSeq, a predicted model, not a curated record